Phragmites australis (common reed) is the source of this 3302-nucleotide messenger RNA. RefSeq lists its product as uncharacterized. Gene Ontology annotation, molecular function: protein binding. The transcript is spliced from 3 exons. Bases 102 to 3302 code for a protein of 1066 amino acids. The record is from RefSeq and is a predicted model, not a curated record. Lineage: Eukaryota; Viridiplantae; Streptophyta; Magnoliopsida; Poales; Poaceae.
CAAAGUUAUUCCUGGAAAUUUCACUAUAAACGAUCACCAAAGAGCCAAAGAGAAAGGUUCCGUGUGAACUGAGAAUUUGGGUCCACUACUAAACAUAAGGCAUGGUGGGGUUUAGUUUUGACACCCGGUCAUUGGAUGAAUGGCGUGACUGUCUAAGAGAUAUCAACUUCUGGCGGAACGGAUACCUCAACAGCCGUGCAUAUAGUAAAUUGGAACAAAAACUCAAUUGGUAUACGCACGUGCUGUGCAAUGUUGGGGUCGGACCUACAGCAUGUUUCACACGAGCUUUAUCAAGCAUCGCUCGGGAGGUACGGAUCAGGGCAUUUGGUCCCUUUGAUACCGUAAUAGAGGUAGACAUGAAGCAAGCAGCAGCAGUGCUAGGAAUAAGCCUCAACAUUUAUGAGAAGCUGGCCAUCAAAGUGGCAGAGGAGCUCGGGCUACUCGACCAAGAAGAAUACAUUAGGCUCAAGGUACAGGGCGAUGAGCUGCGGUACUAUGCCUAUGGCCUAGACACAGGAUCACUGUCGAGCCUGUCAAGAUCAGCAAUUCCUAAAAUAAUCCAAGAGCUGUCUACGAAGAGGUAUCUGCUGGUGGUUGACAACCUCUACGAGCCCAUCGAGCUUGAUGAUUUCACACAGGAGGUAUGGCUUCCUCCUCCUGUGUGGAAUAACUCUGUUUGGCUCGUAUCCUUCACCUCUCAAGACGUCUAUAACAGGAGCAAGCCGGAUUAUGACUGUGUCAUUGAAUCUUUUAGUGGGGAUGAUAUACUGAUGCUUAUUCUCCACUCACUGCAUCAAACGGCCAAGUACAUCUUGGGCAGGAUCGGACACAAAGAUGUGAAGUAUUGGCACCUCGUGGCCCUCCGGUGCUUCCACUACGCCGUCAUGCUGCUCGCUCUCCACUGUUCAUCGCCCCAUAUAGAUGGGGAUGAGCAGAAUUCUGAUGCACCGGCCGAUAUUACCUCAGACGAGCUGAUCCGACAAUGGGCCGCCCAAGGCAUCCUCCUACCUGUCAUCAAGCCAAGCGUCAAAGAAAGAGCAGGGGAGGUGACAGACGGCUACCACGGAAGAUACAAUGGUAACAAUAUAUAUCAAGUUGGAAAUGUCAUCCUCGAGGCUUUUCGGGAGUAUUCCUUGCUGCAGCUGCCCUUUUUACCUGCAACUAAAGCUGAUGAACCCACUGAUACUGCUGCACACUUCUUAGUAUAUCACGGCCUCGUUGCAGAGCAGCUCACAACAGAUUUACUUUGCGACGACAGUCAUCCUGGGUUGGAGAGCAUGCAAUGGAUCACACAUGUGGGUGAUCGGCGGCAAGGAUGGCACGUAGGCAGGGAAUGGUUGAGCCAGGGAGGCAAUGGCCCAACCGCACUCAUUAUAAGGCAUUGCUCACAUCAAUCAAGUUUGUUUGCAAAGCUUGAUAAUAUUUUGGCUAAGCUGCCUUGGCUUCGUGUUCUUGAUCUCUCCUGCACUCCACUAGAAUCACUCCCUCCUUCAAUCUGUUGCCUCCAAGAACUACGAUUGCUUUCCCUCAGGGGCUGUCAUAACCUCACAAGUCCGUUCGACUUCCCAGAUACUGAAACAACCCCUUAUGAGAAAACCAUAAAGAAAAAGAUCAGCUUGCUCUACCUCGAUCUCUCCCAUUCAAAUAUCAAAACUUUCCAUCGUGACUUCUUUCAUAACAUGCCUAAUCUACAAGAGCUCAUGCUUGUCAAAUGCUCCAACCUUGUGGAGUUGCCACCCUCCAUUGCUGCAUUGUCGAGUCUAACAACACUCGAGCUCACUGGGACGCAAAUAAAAUCUUUUCAUGGGGAUAUCUUUGAAAAAAUGAAGAAGCUUCGAUCCCACAAGCUAAUUGACAACAAGGAAUUGUCAUUGUUCCCAGGGUCAAUAUCUAAAGUCCAUGGCUUGAUCGAUCUACAUAUUGAAGGAUGUGAGUUGAGUACGGUGCAAGAGGUAAUACUGGAAGGGCAUCCUACCCUGAGAUCAUUCUCACUGAUUGAUGCAGCUCAUAUAAGGCGAUUGUCCUUGCGCGGAUGUAGAAAGCUUGAGUCCGUGGACAUAAAGAAGGUUGGUGCGUUGGAGGAGCUUGAUCUGUCUGCUACGGCUAUCAAGGAGCUCCCAGCCAACAUCCCAAAUCUGCCCCAGCUUAGGCGAUUGCUUCUCAUGGGCGUUCCAUUUCUAAGAAGAUUUCCUUGGCAUCAGCUGCAGAGACUACCAUAUGAGUUUUGCUUGGAUCAAUGCUCGGAUCGUAAUGGCAAUAAUUACAGUCCACAAGUUGCUCAAGUAUGCGUCAGUGAGUCAAGAAUGUUUUAUAGCUUCAACGAUGCCACCAUGAAUUUGGUAAAGGGUGGACAGCUUUUGAAGUCUUUCCACCUUCGAGUUACAUCAAGCAAGGAAAGAACUAGGAAGGUGCAGGAUGAAGAGGACAUGGUGACCAACUACAUGCUUCAGGUAUCAGUGUCUGCCUAUGCUGAUGUGAACUGCCACUAUCUUGCAGAGGGAGUCUCCAUGGUGUCAAUGGACGUCGUACCUCCGUUUCGGGAGACCCAUCGUCAUGUGGAGAUAUCAGCAGUGGACCGGUAUCCCACCGGUCUAAAUUAUCUCCUGCGAGUCACCAAAUCGAUUAGCAUGAUGUAUGAUACUCACGUCUACUGCCUCGAUAAUUUGACUGGUUAUUUUGAUGAGCUGGAGGAAUGCAAGCUCCUACGGUGCCAUCGCAUGGUACAUGUCUUUCAGGGAGGGUGCGCGGGUGGCGCGGGCUCUCUGAAGAACGCAUGCGUCUCGCAUCUCAAAAGUCUAACUCAUUUCUACAGACCAUCGGCAUGGGCAUAUGACUUCGGUGCACUGAAGCACCUCCGCCUAGAGCACUGCCCGAGGUUGGAGGGCGUCAUGCCACGUGAAACCACGCUGCCAAGUCUCGUGACACUUGACAUCCUCUUCUGCUACAACCUCAAGGAAAUUUUCUACGACAACGGUGAACACUCUCCGUACCAGCUCCCGUGCCUACGAAGUGUCCGUCUCCAGGAGCUGCCACUGCUGGAGCAUCUCCGCGUCGGCGAUGACAUCCUGAUCGCGCCCGCCUGGGAGGAGCUCUACGUCCGUGGGUGCUGGAGCUUGCGCCACCUCCCACGCCUGCGCCAACGACCAGGCAAGGUGAAGGUGAGCGGGGAGCGAGCCUGGUGGGCCAAGCUGCACUGGGACGACGAUGAGGCACCUCCACGCCGCGACAGCUACGAGCCAAGGUUUCCCCCGGCUUUCGCCUCCUUGCGCGAGCGCGUCGUCAUCAAGACCUACCUCAGAUGA